Sphaeroforma arctica JP610 is the source of this 1228-nucleotide messenger RNA. RefSeq lists its product as hypothetical. Lineage: Eukaryota; Ichthyosporea; Ichthyophonida. The record is from RefSeq and is a predicted model, not a curated record. The transcript has a single exon. Bases 38 to 436 code for a protein of 132 amino acids.
GGGGUAGUCGUAGGUAGCUAGAGCUACGUAUAUAGGGAUGCAAUCACAGACACAUAAUUACACUAGAGAAGCGACCAUUUCUCUAAAAACAGAAUGCCCAAAAAUUCAACCUGACAACGAUAACAUGGAGAACCACUACAGCGCACCUACUAACGAAGUCCCUUCAAGAGAGCUGGAGAUCACAAAAAUAGAUACAAACGUGAACACAAGCUUAGCUCCGAUCAAGGUAUUAAAACUCAUCGCUAACAAGGCUAACAAGGCUAACCAAGCUAACAAGGCCUCAACUUCCACCACGUGGACGCAGAAAAGUAAGAACGAAACAACGCCUCCCCACACCAGCCAAAACGCAACAAUGGGCCAACAGAAACCUAACACAAGUCAAAACGCAAUGGGCCAACAGAAACCCAACGAACAAAGCCACUGGUGUCAGUCCUAGGCGACUCACCAUUGUAACCAAUAGGGGAAGCACCCACGAACUGUACUCGUCAAUACUUCUGCAGCCCUACAACAUCCAUCAACAGGCACACUUUUAACUAGCAUCCCAUGCAACACGCCAACGCUCAACAAUUCACCCAACACGUCGGCAACCAAUCACGAACAACCAACCCUGAUAUCGGCCAUUAUAGCAACAACAACAAAAUGACGUAAUACCUCACUAAUUGUAUGACAAAAAGCUUAGUGUCAGCACCUAAAUAUCAGAUAUCAGAAGCCGACAACUCACCAGCCCAUAUAACACAUAAUCUACAGAAAUCACCUCAUACAACAGUCAAAUCUUUUUGUUAUUUACACACACAGUACACACGGAUCAAAGACACAUUCACCAUCUUUCAUAUCCUCGUCACAUGAGUAUCAAUGACAAAAUAACCGACCGCAAUCUCGUCGUAGCUGCAAAGCCCUAGCGGCUUAACUAUCUCCGUGAUAGAUAUCAGGGCGUCAUUCCGCCUUAUUCGUAUUCGUGCCGUCGAUAUACCACUCCUGGGCUUUGAAGUCGAGGAAAAAGUCUACUUUGAACGAGCCGUCCCUUAUUGUAUAAAAUGUGUCCUCAAAGUCUCGAGCGCCUUAGUUCUGCUGUUGACAAGGGUCUCUACAAAGCUGAACUGCGCAAAUGGUGAUAUGUCGAUGAUUUUAUUGCCUUACUUUUCCCUGGCCGAGGUAAUGUUGAAGUCGCCCGCAUGCUCGCUUUCUUUUUCAAAAUGAUCAUACCUGUUGCCUUUGAGAAAACAUUCGC